CUGACUCUGUUUGCAGCUCAAGCGAUGCUGACCUGGGAACCUGGGGUCCCUGUGUCCACCCUCCCGGGGAUCCUCCUUGGUCGGGGGCGGUGCCUCUGUCUCCAGGAUGGAGCUUUCUUUCCACCGGACACACGCGAAAGAUCAUGGGGAACUUAAGGGGCUCCUCCUCAUCAUAUUCUUCUUCCACCUCUUCACCUCCCCCCAAGGCUGGCGAGUUACAAUGGUGGGAAAAGUUGCUAGAGAAAAGCCGUCUGGGACUCCAGGGCUCCCCUCUGGCAGUUGCAAGCAGAUGGAAUGGAAAAAAAAAAAAGGGUUCCCAUCCUGGAUCCCAGCCUCAUUCUCUCUUGAGAGGGCCUGGUCAACUCUGGACUCGUCUGAAGAUGUCUCACCCUGACCAGCCACAGCUGUGACCUGCUUGUCCUACCUCAUCCUCCCCAUGCCCCAGGAAAGCACCCGAGUUUGUCGUUCCGUGGGAGAGAAGCCAAAACCUCCAGGCUGCCCGAUGAGCCAGGUCACAGGAUCUCUCCUUGAGGAGACGACUCGGAAGUGGGCUCAGUACAGGGAGAAGUGCAGGAGAGACUUACUCAAGAAGCCAUCUGGCAUAUUCUGUAAUGGGACGUUUGAUAUGUACGUGUGUUGGCCUCAUUCUUCUCCCGGGAAUGUCUCUGUUCCCUGCCCUUCCUACUUGCCUUGGUGGAAUGAAGAGAGUCCAAGAAGGGCCUACAGACACUGCUUGGCCCAGGGCACUUGGCGGACGCGAGAGAACACCACAAAUGUUUGGCAGGAUGAUUCCGAAUGCUCCGAGGACCACAGAUUCAACCAAACCGAGGGACAUCGUGACUGGCUGUCAAUCCUGAGGGUGAUGUACACCGUGGGAUACUCCCUGUCUCUUACCUCCCUCUUCCUGGCUCUCACCAUCUUCUUGUUUCUCAGGAAACUCCACUGCACACGCAACUACAUCCACAUGAACCUGUUCGCUUCUUUCAUCCUGAGAGCCCUGGUCGUUCUGGUGAAGGACGUCGUCUGGGACAACUCUCGCCCCACAAAUCCCAACAGUGAGGAGGGAUGGAUGUCCUACAUGUCGGAGAUGUCCGUCUCCUGUCGCUCUGUCCACGUUCUCCUGCACUACUUUGUGGGUGCCAACCAGUUAUGGCUGCUGGUCGAAGGCCUCUACCUUCACGGGCUGCUGGAACCCACAGUGCUUCCCGGAAGGCGGCUGUGGCCCAGAUACCUGUUGUUGGGUUGGGCCUUACCAGUGCUGUUUGUGGUCCCCUGGGGCAUUGCUCGUGCACACCUGGAGAACACAAGGUGCUGGGCAGAGAACAGGAAUAUGAAUAUCUGGUGGAUCAUCCGAGGACCCAUACUGCUGUGUGUAACGGUCAAUUUCUUCAUCUUCCUGAAAAUCCUCAAGCUUCUCAUUUCUAAGCUCAAAGCCCACCAAAUGUGCUUCAGAGAUUAUAAGUACAGAUUGGCGAGGUCAACGCUGGUGCUGCUUCCUCUGUUGGGUGUUCAUGAGAUCGUCUUCAUGUUCGUCACUGAUGAUCAAGUUCGAGGACCUUCAAGACUGAUACGCCUCUACUUUCAGUUGCCAUUGAGCUCCUUCCAAGGAUUCCUCGUGGCCCUGCAGUAUUGCUUUGCCAAUGGAGAGGUGAAGGCCGAGCUGCGCAAGCACUGGGCCCGCUUCUGGCUGGCUCGCCACUCGGGCUGCAGAGCCUGGGUCCUGGGGAGGCACUUGCGCUUCCUGGGGACAUGUCCCAAGAAGCUCUCGGAGGGAGAAGGCACCGACACGCUUCGCACGUCGCAGUCCUCGCCCGACAGUUUGCACCCGGCUGCCCGGGGUCUGGGGCAGCUGGGUGCCCGGCCCCAUGGGGGCCACCCGCCCUGGCCCCGGGGCAGCAGCAGCCUGUCGGAGAGCAGCGAGGGGGACUUCACCCUGGCCAACACCAUGGAGGAGAUUCUGGAAGAGAGUGAGAUCUAGGAGGCCCGUGCCCCGGGGGACUCCUAGGAGGCCUAGGAUGGAGGCAGGGGGUGGGGGGACAGCUGAGCACAGAGCCAUCCCGUCCCCAUUCGCUGCACCCAUGUUGACGUCAGCUCUAUCUCAAGGUUCUAGGAGCUCUGUCUUACAGAGGCGGUGUGCCACUCACAGCCUCUGCCCACCCUCACCCUAGCAACCCCCGCCAGUUCUAUUUCCCAGAAGGGCUGCGGGCCUCUGGGCCUGGCCUGACGUUCAGGUGAUGAAGAGAGGUCUCCUGUUAAACAGAGGCCAGCCGGUACCCUUCCUUUUCCCACGCAUGGUAUGCGGUUUCCUUCUGAGGUUGGAUUUAGGGCCCAUAAGGAUUCCUCCACCCCCACCCCAGGAAGCUUUGAAAAUCCUAGACUCUACCAAGUGGAGACCCUAAGAAGGUGCAUCUGGGAUGACAGUCAGGAGGCGGGACUGUCAGGCCCCCCAGGUAAUCUGAUGCAAGCCCACCCCUGGAGGGCACGGGGCAUGGUGUGAAGGAGCCAGAAGCCCCCCUGGUGAGGCCCGUGGCAGGAUGGAGUGGGAGGCUCCACGUCAUAGCUGAGCCGCCAUGGAGACCCCCACUCACUUACCUGCUCCUCUCCCUUUCCCCUCUGGUCGAAUCUUGCCCCUCCCUCUCAAUUCUCUGUCCGUCGUGGUCCACACAAGCUCUGGUGGAGCCACAGCACCCCCAUCUUUGCUCUGAAGAUGGGCUCCGGCUGCCAGGGAUCCUCUGGAUGUUGUCCUCAGUCCUUCCUUGCCUCUCCUGCCUGCUGUUCUGAGCUGUGCUUUUGGGAGGCUCACUUGCUCCAUGAUCCCUGGGGUGAGGAAUACUCCUCCCUUUCUGGUUUGCUGUGGAUAUAUAGAGGACCACGGCACCUGCUCCAAGAGGCAAGUUUACCACUGCUCUCGUCCUGACCCGGUCCCUGCUGAUCAGAAUCCUAUUCCCUAGAUGGUCAGUAGAUGCUCAAAGCAGAAGGGGGCCCAGGUAAAGCAACAGGACUGUGGAUCUGGACACGCCGAGGAUGGCCCCAAGAGUCAGUCCCAUGGCCCCUCGCUGGGCUGGCCUGAUGGGGCAUCUCAGCUGUGCACCAGGCCCUGCCCUGUUGGAGCCGGAGCAGCGCCAGGCAACGGGGGUUAGACUUCAGGGACUGAAACUGUACAGCAAGAGGCCGAAGGAGGGACCAGGGGGAAGAAGGCUGUGGAAAGAGCGUGCAGGUGCACGGGAGUGCACAUUCGGGGUGUGUGACACGCACGUGCAGGUGGAUGGGGGAUGCUGCUGGGGACCACAUACCGCCUUAUCUUAGGGAGGAACAAUAGGAUACUUCUCCUAUAGGGGUGCCGGGUUUAGCAAACAGAAAUGGAAGGGACUCGAUUACCUGGGAACUUCAGCCAAAUGAAUAACCUUCCUGUGUUAAGUAAGUUUAAGUUCCAUGGCACAUCCUGCUGUCCUGGCAACUCUGGUCUCAAGGAAACCUUUGAGCGAGGCUAGGGCGAGGUGGGAGACCACGGAGGCACUGGUCUCUGAAAUAGUCAGCUCAAAAUAAUAUUUGAAUGCAAUAUUUAAAAAACCAAAUCCACACAUUGCACCACCGCACAGACCAUUUAGAACCAUAAUUUUUUUUUUUUUUUUUUUUUAUCAGGGCUGGGAUGAGGUGAGGCCAGAUCAUCCAGAUUUGGUUCCUGACUUUAUUGAGAAGGCAGAGGUUCUGCUCAUCUGGGUCUUUUUAAUAUGAAUUUUGAUUUCUAACUGAUUGCAUGAAAAUACAAUUUUUCUUGAUGUUGGAGCCUUUGGGUGCCCCCUGAAAAUCUGCACCCCGGUUGAGUGCCUCUCUUGCCUCACCUGGGUUCAGUCCUGGUUGGGAAGUUGGGAGCUGAAGUAGAUUCGCAAGCCCAGUGCAUAAAUGAAGCAGAGGUUUGGUUCUUGGUAUCGACAUGAUCCAAAAUGCAGUUGUUAAAGUCUGUGGCUUUUCCCUUUCUACAAAUGUGCUUGCCGUGGCUCCCAGAAAACCAGGCUGACCCGUGUGCCCAGCGUGUGCCCAGCACAGGGCUGGCUCCCACAGCGAGGGCUGGAUACACAUUCAUGAACAAGAUGGGACAGAGAUGUCUCUCGGGAGCAUCAGGGGCUGCCAGGCAUAAGUCAUCCAGGAUCUUGCCACUUACAGAGGAAAAUUAUUUUCCUUCUAAGCGUUUGUAAAUAUGUCCCCCACCCCUCAGUCCACGGACCGGAGUGUGUGUGUGGGGUGGGGGGCCUGUGUUCACAUGCACUGCUUGCUCUUGUACUGCUAAUGAUUAAAACAAGCUUAUUUAAGGUGACUGGCGUUUUGUUCAUUGACUUACACUGGUGUCUCAUGAGAGCUGAGGGGUUGGCUCACAGGCCUGGGAAAUCCAUUACAUGCUUCCUGGCCAAAGGUGGGAAAAAGAGAGCUGGGUAGCGCAUGGUCUAGAGGAGUGAGUGGGCCAGGAGCAGAGGUCAGAGGUCAAAGGACAGAAGGCAGGCGUCCCUCUUUUUCUAGAUCACCCAGAAAUGCCUGAAAGUCCAGCCUGCUGGUUCCCAGUCCCACGUGACCAUCCUGGGUGUCGCUCCCCCAUUCGCGGAGGAACGACACUAAACCCUGCGCUGUUCUUUUGUCUGCUCAGCCCUUCCCGGGUUUGCUGCUGGUCCUUCCCGGGUUGGCUGCUGACCCCUCCACCUCCGUGGAGGGGCAGCUCCCCCUGCCACUUUCCCCACUUCUGCGGGGGAGCGGCACACCGCCGGCCGGCUCUCUUGGGGGCUGCUCAGAUGUUAUCCGGAUGUUCCUGGUGCAUGUUGUCUCUCUCCUCCUUUAUAGUCCUCUUCCACCAAUCCCAACUCUGCUACCCACACGCUGAGCACGCUGCUCUCCUCCAAUCAGGAGCAGGAUCAGCUCCUGCAGCUUAUCAGUCAAGUUGGCGAGAGGCAGCUGCGUAGAAGUUGUUUACUCCCUUUCAGCACCAUAUUGUGGGAGAGCAGAUGCAUAGAAUAAGUCUUAAUUCCAGUAACUUAGUCUAGUCCGAGUUGCUCCCCACACUGGGGACACUGGAAAGACCCACGGUGGGGUCUGACUCCAGACAUUCUCAUUGGCUUAGACUGAAUGGUCUUGGGUAUUGGUGUUUUUAUAAGAUCCAGAGCGAUUUUUUUUAUUAUAGUAAAAUAUACAUGAAGUUGACCAUUCUAAGAGUAUAUGGUUCUGCGGUGUCACUUGCAUUCCCGUUGUGUGCAACCCUCCCCACCAUCUGUCUCUGGAGGUUUUGCGUCUUCCCCGGCUGGAACGCUGUCUCCACCAAUAGUAAUUCCCUCCUCCCCCUCCCCUCAGUCUCUCACAGCCAUGCUUCUACAUUCUGUCUCUAUGCAUUUGCCUCCCUUAUGUUUUUCCUUAAGUUUUAUUUAUUUAUUUUUAUUUGUAAAGCAUAGCGACAGAGAAAAGGAACACAGACCGUGAACGCUGGAGGCUGGGAAUGCAGUCCAGGACCCCGACCACUUGAGCUGCUGCCUCCCAGGACUUGCAUUCCCACGAAGCUGUAGCCAGGAGCACAAGUCAGGAGUUGAACCCAGGCAUUCCAGUGUGGGAAGCAGGCUUCUAUAUGAGAGGCUAAAGGCCUUCUCCUUUAAUUGGCCUGUUUUAGCUAAGUCCUAUGAGUGAACUCCUACAGUUUCUGUCCCCUUGUGAUUGACUUACUUAGCACGAUGUCCUCAAGCUUCGUCUCCGCUGUGGUACCUGUUGGGGUGACCUUCCUCUUCCUGGCUGUUGAAUGAUAGCCCAUUGUUUGGCUGGAGCACAUUUUGCGUAUCCAUCCCUCUGGCAAUGGACGCUAGGUUGUUUCUACCCUUUGGCCACUGUGAAUAAUGCCGCUGUGGAUGGGGGCAUACAAACCCUUGUUGGAGCGCCUGCUGUCGACUUUGGAACUGGAAUUCCGUGGGUAGCAUAUUGAGGAAGCGUCCAGCGAUUUUCCACAGCAGUCACCCCCACCUUCCAUUCCCACCAGCUAUGCAUGUGCGUUCCUGUCUCUCUGCACCCUUGCCAACAUGUAGUUUCCAACUUUUUACUCCCGCCGUCCUGAUGGCUGUGAAAUAGUGUCUCAUGGUGGUUUUGUCAUCAGCGUUUCCCUAACGGCUAAUGACAUGGAGCAGCUUUCCAUGUGCUUGCUCAUUGAUGAUUUGCAUACUUCCUUUUGAAAAAUAUCUAUAAGUCUUUAACCACUUUUAAACUGGAAUAUGGGGCCUGCAUCAUGGCAUAGUGGGCUACACUGCUGCCUGCAGCACUGGCAUCCCAUAUGGGCGCUGGUUCAAGUCCUGUCUGGCCUGCUUCUGAUCCCAUAUCAAAACCAUCCAAAUGAUUUUAACACGUGAACGAAGCCAGGAAGAAGGGAAGGAGGUGCGGCUUUCCUUGGCAACAUGUACAUGCUGAAGUCUAGGUAGACUGAGUCUCCCACCUAAAUGUGCAGCCUUCAGAACUUAGAAGUCCUUCCCUAGGAACACACUCUACGUGCUGGCCAGCGUCGGUGGGGUCGGCUUGGUUUUGUGGUUUCCGUGGGUGGUCAUCCCCCCAGGAGCCUUUGAGGCUGAGGCGCAAACCUCUCUGGGCCUAUCUGAUAGGCUUGGGUAACCACCAAGGGACAGAAAUGGAGGGGGAGAGGCAGGUGCUUAGGACACCUGCAUCCCGUAUCAGAGUGCCAGGGUUCGAGUCCUGGUUCAGCUUUUGAUUCUAUCUUGCUGCCGGUGUGUACUCCGGAGGCAGCAGGAGGUGGCGGCUCCAGCACUGGGGUCCCUGCCACCCAAGUGGGGAUCCAGAUUGAGAUCAGGGCUCCUGCCUUCAGCCUGGCCCUGCCCUGGCUGUUCUGGGUCUUUGGGGAG
Molecule: messenger RNA, 6872 nt
Organism: Oryctolagus cuniculus (rabbit)
Lineage: Eukaryota; Metazoa; Chordata; Mammalia; Lagomorpha; Leporidae
Source: RefSeq, a predicted model, not a curated record